Ostreococcus lucimarinus CCE9901 is the source of this 378-nucleotide messenger RNA. RefSeq lists its product with no specific name. The transcript has a single exon. The record is from RefSeq and is a predicted model, not a curated record. NCBI's taxonomy places the organism in Eukaryota, Viridiplantae, Chlorophyta, Mamiellophyceae, Mamiellales, Bathycoccaceae. The coding region runs from base 1 to 378 and encodes 125 amino acids.
AUGGGGUUCGAACGCGCGGUGACGCACGAGAAGCUUCGAGCGCUGCUCGUCGAGCGCGCGCUCGAGCGAAGAGGAAAAUGGCGCGAGAAAAUCACGAGCGCGCGCGCGAUGCCGGUGGAGGUGUUAAAAGAUUUCGAUUGGUGCGUGCGCGGGACGACGGGCGGCGCGGGCGCGGCGACGGGAUCGAUCUCGGUCGCGAACGCGCCGACGUGUCGCUUCGCGCUUCGGUUGCGGCGCGGCGGCGCUUCGGCGGCGGCGGCGGCGCGAGACGUGCACUUCAGCGUCGGAAUCGAUGCGCUGGACGUCAUCGCGGAUAAGUGCGCGGAGGCGCGCAGGGCGAUCGAGACCUUGGCGCCGGGCGCGACGCCCGAAUCGUAG